AUGUCUUUGCCGGAUACUUGGCUGUCGCAGUGCUGGUUGUUUAUUUAUUCGUCGUCGAGGGAAAGAAAAACCUUAGAAGAGGUUGAUAUGAUGUACGUGAUACAUGUGCCACCAUGGAAGAGUAGCGAGUGGACACCACCUGAACCACAGCACCAGCUUACGACUAGUCAACUCAUGGACCGACGUUUGGUUGAAGGACAUGAUAAACAAGACGAAGAACUGGCUAGCAAGAAGCAAGACCUCUCGCAUAAUGAAGGUAAUGUUGAAAAUGUUGCUGGCGUUGGUCCUUUUAAGAAUUUCUCCGAUACCAUCAGUCUUUUGAAGACGUAUAGUGGACAGGGGAGGGGGAGAACGAUGUCUAGGUAUAGGCAUGGAUAUAUACAUAUAUAA
This is a messenger RNA of Penicillium taxi, 390 nucleotides long. RefSeq names its product General substrate transporter. Lineage: Eukaryota; Fungi; Ascomycota; Eurotiomycetes; Eurotiales; Aspergillaceae. The transcript has 2 exons. The coding region runs from base 1 to 390 and encodes 129 amino acids. The record is from RefSeq and is a predicted model, not a curated record.